Molecule: messenger RNA, 2655 nt
Organism: Thamnophis elegans (Western terrestrial garter snake)
Lineage: Eukaryota; Metazoa; Chordata; Lepidosauria; Squamata; Natricidae
Gene: CLEC14A
Product: C-type lectin domain containing 14A
Exons: 1
Coding region: 91-1380 (429 amino acids)
Biological process (GO): cell migration
Cellular component (GO): external side of plasma membrane; extracellular matrix
Molecular function (GO): extracellular matrix protein binding; extracellular matrix binding
Source: RefSeq, a predicted model, not a curated record
GGUUGUGAAGUGUAGGGAAAAGGAGUUCCCUCCACACUGCUUUCCUUCAAUCCAGGUUUCCGCUCCCAUUUUGUGGAGCCGAGAGUCAAGAUGCGAGGGCUCGUCUUCGCCUGGCUCACCCUCUUGUCGCCUUUCUCGGGGCUCUGGGGCUCUGCCGAGUUCCCCGAGAGCGGCCGCGCUUGGUGCCACGCAGCCGGGGCCUGCUACAGCGUCCACCUAGGCCGCAUGAACUUUUACCAGGCUCAGAACGCUUGCGCCCAGCACGGGGGAGAUCUGAGCACGGCCAGCGGCCGCACCGAAGUCGAGAUCAUCCUCGCUCUGCUGAAGGGACUCGCCAACGAAACGGGCGGCUCAUUGUUUUGGCUGGGCCUGAUUAAGAAAGCCCACCAGUGCACCCUUCAAGACCUGCCGCUCAGGGGCUUCUCCUGGGUCUCCCCGGGGCUUGACGAGCCGAGGGCCAACGGGACCGCCGCGCCGCCCAAGUGGUUCAGGGAACCGAACAAGUCCUGCACGAUGCAGAGAUGCGCCGGGCUGCAAGUCACCUUGGGCCAAGCGCACCUCAACCUGUGGGGCCUGAAGGACCACAGCUGCACCAAGGCAAGCCCGGGUUAUAUCUGCAAAUACAGGUACGCGGGCACGUGCCCCGCCCUCCACCCGGCUUCUGGCGCCCGCGGGAUGGUCUACUACAGGCUGCCUUUUCAGCUUCCAAGCGCGGCCGUGGAAUUCAGCCCUCCGGGCACCAAUCUUACGAUAAGGUGCCCCGGGCGAGAGGCGCAUUUCACUUGCCGCCUGUCGCCCAACGGCUCCCAUUGGGAAGGCACCGAGCAGCAGGGCCUGUGCUCCUGUCCCAGCGGCUACUGGAGCCCGAACAGCGGUGGCUGUGCGGAAUUCACGGACUGCUUUAGCGCCCAAGGCGCGUUCCGUUGUUUAUGCGCUUGGAGAUCCCGCUUGGCGGCCGACGAAGAGAGUUGCAUCGCGGCAGCCAGAGAUGGCGCGGCGACGGCGAAGCCCAACGUAUCUACCCCGAGGGCUGCGGGAACUUUCCCUGCCAACGGUACAAGCCGUUCUGGUCAAAAUAUAUCGUUUCUGGAACCGUUUCCCAUUCCAAUCACCAACAGUACUACCAAGUCUUCGGCUUCUUUAAACCCCUUCAACUAUAUCUUCAUCCCGAUCGCGGUGGUGGUGGUGAUACUUCUGAUUAUGGUCAUGGCCUCGCUCCAGGUCUUCCAAAAGUGCUUCAAGAACUGCUCUUCUAAGGGUUCCCAGCCUACAAAAGAUGGUGCUGUGGUUGUAGAAGGCGACCCAGAAGCUUCUGCCACCCGCACCAACUCUGAACCUUCCCUGGGACCCAGCAAAGCGAAGUCCACAGCUUCUCAGUAAGAUUUUAAGCCAGCCGAAUUGGGACAACCAUAAGGAGGCUGGAAAGACACAUUAGAACAUUUGGAGAAGCAAUCCAGUGGGGGACAAAGAGGAGAUAUUCUUUUGAAUAUAAUAAAUAGUAGCAAAUGUUUUACGGGUUACAUAUAUAGAAAUGGAAGCUAUGUUUUUUUUGUUUUUGUUUAAAGGCAGUUGUGUUUUGUUUGACACCAUUUGAUGAAUUAAACGCCCUUGGCAACAUUGAUCAGAAAUCUCUCCUCCCCACCAUCUAGAUUAUUCCCUAAAAUAGAAGAGUUAAAAGGAUGAGAGAUGGCAGUGCAUAUUUCUUGCAGUGAUCCAGUUAGAUAAUUGAAAAAUGGACUGCUGCAAGUAACUGCUGUGUGAAGGCCACCACUUACUUGAUUGUAUAAUCUCUCUCUCCUCCCCCUUCCUUAUUAAUGCAGCUGAGACCAAGCUGUGUGAACAGUGUUGUGUUGCCUGGAGAAAAGUUCAAGCAGCCAGUGCUAAUUAUAUCUACUCUUGCUGUAUUUUGCAAGAAUGCACAGGCUCUGCUGUCACUGCCAUAUUGUCUAUAGGAAGAGGAGAACAAGCUAGUAGAACUGAUUAUAGUUGUAGGAAGUCACUCUUGUAGGUGGCUUUCUUGGAUGGUGCAGUAAUUAGGGUUUUGGAAUAUAGGUAGAUGUUUGCCACCAAGGAGGAAAGAGUGGAGUGAAACUAUAGCUCCUGUACACUAUCACUUUUAUCACUUAACUUUCUUAUUUUUAAACCCUCAAAUAUACUUCUCAUUUUAAGGUGUUAAUGGUAAGACUUAAUCAGAAACCAAUAGAGUAUUGGAAGUGCAUUAUAUCUCAUUCGAAUUUGCUGGGUGCCUAUCUAGCACAGUAUUGAUAUAGUUGUUUUGGGGGGAAUGUGUCCCACUGAAUCAAAGAGAACAUAUUCCAAAUAGACAUAUAGGAUGGCUCUCUUAAGUUCAUCUUAUUUUGAGUGCCAUGGCUAUUCUACUAUACAAGCAUGCCAGUUCAAUUUGUCUGGCUGAAAAAAGGGCUCUGAAAAAUGCAGUUCUGUGGCUUCAUCGAUUCCUUUAAAGGAAUAAAUGUUGACCAGUGCUUAAUUUUUAUGAUGUAAAGUUUUGUGUUCCAACUUGUUUAAAUGGAAAUCCCCUAAAUAUAGAUGUCAAUUUUCAAACAUUUCUUUAGCAUAUGCUAGUUCAAUGUUAUGAAAACUGUUCCACUUCACUGGGUUCAUAUAUGUACCUAUUUAAUAAACGGCUUAACUGAU